Eurypyga helias (sunbittern) is the source of this 1321-nucleotide messenger RNA. RefSeq names its product actin-binding LIM protein 2-like. Gene Ontology annotation, biological process: lamellipodium assembly. The transcript has 12 exons. Lineage: Eukaryota; Metazoa; Chordata; Aves; Eurypygiformes; Eurypygidae. The annotation marks the transcript as partial. Gene Ontology annotation, cellular component: actin cytoskeleton. Gene Ontology annotation, molecular function: actin filament binding. The record is from RefSeq and is a predicted model, not a curated record.
AUGCGGAAGUUUACAGCGGUUGCCAUGUGCAUCGGACCCCGUGUUUGGGGGGAGCAGUAUUUUAACCACUGUUGUGUCCGGGAGCAAUAUCAGACAAUAGUAAUCCAUCAGAGAUUUUUUCUUAGUAACAUUGGUGCUUUAGAUUUUGAAGCUUGCGGAUGUGACCUGGCUCAAGGAGGAUUUUUUGUGAGACAGGGAGACUACAUCUGUACUUUGGACUACCAGAGACUCUAUGGCACACGGUGCUUCAGUUGUGAUGAGUUCAUUGAGGGAGAAGUCGUCUCAGCACUGGGCAAAACCUAUCACCCAGACUGUUUUGUGUGUGCUGUCUGCAGGCUGCCUUUCCCUGCGGGUGACCGGGUAACUUUUAACGGCAAGGAGUGCAUCUGCCAGAAAUGUUCCCUGCCCCCUUCCAGCAGCACCGGCUCUUUUCCUGUACAGAACCUGCGAAACUGUGGGGGCUGUGGCUCAGAAAUAAAAAAUGGGCAGUCAUUGGUUGCCUUGGACAAACACUGGCAUUUGGGCUGUUUUAAGUGCAAUACGUGCGGCAAGCUACUGAAUGCAGAGUACAUUAGCAAGGACGGCGUUCCAUACUGCGAAACAGACUAUCAUGCAAAGUUUGGUAUCAGAUGUGACAAUUGUGAAAAGUAUAUCACAGGAAGAGUGCUGGAGGCAGGAGAAAAACACUAUCACCCAACGUGCGCACGAUGUGUCAGGUGCAGUCAGAUGUUUGCAGAAGGAGAAGAAAUGUAUCUUCAAGGUACAUCCAUUUGGCAUCCAGUUUGUAGACAGGCUGCAAAGGCUGAAGAAAAAAACAAGGAAACGAGGACUUCAUCUGAGAGUAUUAUUUCUGUACCUGCUUCAAGUACAUCAGGUUCCCCAAGCCGUGUGAUCUAUGCAAAGCUUGGAGAUGAAAUUCUUGACUACAGGGAUUUGGCUGCUCUUCCUAAAAAUAAAGCCAUCUAUAACAUUGACCGCCCAGAUAUGAUCUCCUAUUCUCCAUAUAUCAGUUACUCAUCAGAUGACAGGCAUAGUUAUGGGGAGGGUGAUCAAGAUGACAGAUCUUCCAAACAGUACAGGACAUCAAGUCCUAGCUCUGCUGGCUCACUGGGCUAUGGUCGCUACACUCCAACCUCCCAUUCUCCUCAGCAUUACAGCAGACCAGGCAGUGAAAGUGGUCGGAGCACUCCAAGCUUAUCCAUGUACUCAGACAGCAAAUCUUCACCUUCUGUCUAUCAGCAGGCUCCUAGGCAUUUCCAUAUUCCAGACACUGGCGUAAAAGAUAACAUCUAUAGGAAACCUCCUAUCUACAAACAGCAUG